AUGGAAUCCUCACCAUCACAAGUUGGUCACGCAGAGAAAAUCAUCGUUCCUCCGUGUGAAACAAAUGAAGAAUGCAAUCUUCCCACUGAUAUUUCCAUCCGCUCAUCCGAUGGCCGACGAUUUGGAACUCAUUCCCGCAACCUGGAAUUUUGCAGCGAAGGAUUGAUUGAUUCAAGUCGGAGAGAAGAAGAAGACAUUGUCGUUUCUGAAUCGUCCGACAUCAUAUAUCUACUUCUUCAGUUUAUGCACAAUCUACCUCAACCAGACCUUCGAUCACUCCCGUUCGAAGUAUUGGCAACGCUCGCAUCCGCCGCACAAAAGUAUUCAAUACACAAUGCGAUCGGUGUUUGCAAACUGUUGAUGGAGAAGAACGCCGAAGAACAUCCAUUUGAAGUGUACAUGUACGCGUCAAGGGCAGGGUAUGAGGAUAUUCGAGAGAAAGCCGGGUGCCUUGCCAUAGAACAGGAUCCUCUACGGGUGUUCUCGUACGCUGUUUGGGCGAAUGAGGUGUACACGAGAGACCAAGCGGCUCUGGCAACUGUUCAUCUGGACGCUGAAGAGAUUAUCUACUCGCUGAGUCGAUAUUACACUGUGUUCACCAAAUGGCAUAACAUAUUUGUGGCCUGGGUGAAAUUUCGAGAUCACAUCUACCACACCUUCACUGAGGUUUUGAGAAACCCCGAUUCUCAGAUGCGACAAGAACAUAUAUCCGGUGACUGCCCAAGAUGGAAUGAAUUCUACUGCAAGAUGUUGGUCAAGCUGAUGAACGAACGGCCGUGCUUGGAGGCUUUUGAGGACUGUGUCGAUGAGUACCGAUAUAUCGUGGAUGAUUGUGCAGCUUGUAACAAAGGGGUGGAGACAUGGAAAGUGCAGAUAGCAUCAGCGAUGUCAGGCGGAAACAUGUCCUUUAGUUCGUUUGUCAAGUCAUCGAGUAGUCGGGAUUGA
Molecule: messenger RNA, 945 nt
Organism: Marasmius oreades (fairy-ring Marasmius)
Lineage: Eukaryota; Fungi; Basidiomycota; Agaricomycetes; Agaricales; Marasmiaceae
Exons: 5
Coding region: 1-945 (314 amino acids)
Source: RefSeq, a predicted model, not a curated record